AUGUCUGAAGCCUCACCCUCGCCCGUCAUUUUCACGGGCCCUUUGGGCACCACGCCCUCGGACUCGGAGUCUACUGUCAGAUCCGAGGCCCAGGACAACAAAGGUUUUUACAAAAAAGCGAGGCCUCGCAAUGUCCCCAAAUGGGUUGAAGAACUGCUCCCGGAUGUGGAAUACUUUGAAGGCGUCAGGCCAGAGUACGACUUGAAGAGUUACGAAUAUGUCCACGAGGCAGCCGGCACCAUGGCCCCAAAGCCGCUCGAGCCUGAGUUCACAGUGGCUGGGGCCGUUCUUCCUUGGCCCUGGGACGCAUCCAAUCCCGAUAGAAUCUGCGUUAAUAGAGUCAACACGCCUGGGGCGGAAGAGGACCCAAUCCACAUCAUUGACUUGGGAGACCUGCUCAAGAAACGUGUUGAGAUCGCCCAGGCCAGUGAACAGGACCAGGCCGAUCAACAGGAAGAUACCCGGUCUGAGUAA
This is a messenger RNA of Emericellopsis cladophorae, 474 nucleotides long. RefSeq lists its product as uncharacterized. Bases 1 to 474 code for a protein of 157 amino acids. The record is from RefSeq and is a predicted model, not a curated record. NCBI's taxonomy places the organism in Eukaryota, Fungi, Ascomycota, Sordariomycetes, Hypocreales, Bionectriaceae. The transcript is spliced from 2 exons.